Messenger RNA from Salvia hispanica, 1626 nucleotides. Its product is annotated as E3 ubiquitin-protein ligase At1g63170-like. Gene Ontology annotation, biological process: ubiquitin-dependent protein catabolic process; protein ubiquitination. NCBI's taxonomy places the organism in Eukaryota, Viridiplantae, Streptophyta, Magnoliopsida, Lamiales, Lamiaceae. Gene Ontology annotation, molecular function: ubiquitin protein ligase activity. Gene Ontology annotation, cellular component: plant-type vacuole. The record is from RefSeq and is a predicted model, not a curated record.
CAAUCCCGGAUCUGAUCUCCAUCUCUGACCGUCCGAUCAACCCACCUUCAUCACAACGUUCAGACAAAUCUAAAUCCAAUCAGGAAACAGCGCAGCACCGUAACAAAACGAUGUCGUUCCCGCCGGACUCUCCGUCCCCCGCCGCCGUCGAUACGACGCCUCUACUCUCCGACCAGAUCUUCCGCCCCCACCGCCGCCCUCGCUUCCUUCGCCGCCCGCCCAGCCUCCGCGGCGCCGCGAACUUCCUCCGUCGCGCCAGCAGCCGGAGCCGCGCCAUGCGCGAGCCCUCCGUCCGCGUCCGAGAAGCAGCGGCCGAUCAAAUCGAGGAGCGGCAGAGUGAUUGGGCUUACUCGAAGCCGAUAGUGAUUUUAGACCUCGUUUGGAACAUCUCCUUCGUGGUCGUCUCAAUUUCGGUGCUGAUUGUGAGCCGGAACGAGACGCCUUCGAUGCCGCUGAGGCUCUGGACUGUGGGUUACGCGCUGCAGUGCCUUCUUCACGCGGUGUGUGUUUGCUGGGAGUAUAAGAAGAGGUAUUCGGGCCACAAUUUGGAAGGGGGCGACGGAGCUCAAUUAGGGUUAGGGCACACUCGGAAUUACUCGAAUUCCAGCUCCGGAAGUGAUGACGUGGAAUCUGACGGUUAUUUUUCCGAUCACCGGCAAAGUAAUGAUGAAGCUAGUUUCCUUGACAGCGUUGCUAAACAUCUGGAGUCUGCAAAUACUAUGUUCUCAUUUAUUUGGUGGUUAAUUGGUUUCUACUGGGUUUCUGCCGGUGGCCAAAGUCUGCCAAGUGAAGCGCCUCAGCUUUACUGGCUGUGCAUAACAUUUUUGGCAUUCGAUGUGUUUUUUGUUGUCGUUUGCGUUGCUGUAGCGUGUGUUAUUGGACUUGCUGUUUGCUGCUGUCUACCUUGUAUCAUCGCAAUCCUAUAUGCUGUUGCCGACCAGGAAGGAGCUACUAAGGAUGACAUUGAGAGACUUCCUAAAUACAAAUUUCGGAGAAUUGGUGAUUUGGAGAAGCGAAGUGGUGAAAUUCAAGGAUCAUUUGGUGGAAUAAUGACGGAAUGCGACACUGACUCACCCAUUGAUCAUGUCCUUCCUCUGGAGGAUGCUGAAUGCUGCAUUUGCCUCUGUGAUUACGAUGAUGGAAGUGAACUGCGGGAGCUCCCUUGCGCCCACCAUUUUCACGUGGCUUGUAUAGACAAGUGGCUGUACAUGAACGCAACCUGCCCUCUCUGCAAGCUCAACAUAAUAAAAAAUGGCAACCUUAGCGGUAGUGAAGAAGCAUGAUCAUUGAAAAAGCUACCUCCAUCGCUCUGGGCAUCCCCGAUGCUGGCUGGGUGGUCUCGUCCCUGCCUCGAGCCUCAUGUGAAGCAAGGCAGCAGCUGCUGCCCAUGUAUGUGAUAUAUCUACUAUACAUAUAUAUAGCCCUUUGUUAUUAAAUAUAGUGAGUUGAUAUGGUGUUCGAUAGUAGUAAUGUUUUAAUCCCAAACCAUAUAAAUGUGAGGUACUAGAAGAGCUAGCUUUUUUUAGUUUCUCAUGAGUGUUGCACUCUGUGGUGUAAGAGAAGGAGCAACAGUGUAUUUAUUGCCCACCUCAUUCCUCGAUUUUUAUGUAAAUCUUUGUUAUUCCA